This is a messenger RNA of Stylophora pistillata, 1915 nucleotides long. Its product is annotated as vesicular inhibitory amino acid transporter. Gene Ontology annotation, molecular function: L-amino acid transmembrane transporter activity. Gene Ontology annotation, cellular component: vacuolar membrane. NCBI's taxonomy places the organism in Eukaryota, Metazoa, Cnidaria, Anthozoa, Scleractinia, Pocilloporidae. Gene Ontology annotation, biological process: amino acid transmembrane transport. The record is from RefSeq and is a predicted model, not a curated record.
AAAGACUAAGAAACAUCCUGUGAUAAUUUGGUAAAUUUCUUCGACAUCAAUUUCGCCGCAAUGGCUCACGCAAUUAAAGAUUUCUUGAAGAAUCAUUUCCCUCUGUCUUCGUUUGGAGAAAGGAAUAAAGAACGCCAUGGAAGCAGGGAGUAUCUUCACGUUGAAAAUCAAGGAGAAAGCGAUGAGGAUGAAAUAGUUUAUCCUAGCGAGGAAAUGACCAAGGCGAGUGAGAAGGAGUCUUCAAAAAACACUUCGGCUUUACAAGCAGCCUGGAAUGUGUUAAACUUAAUUCAAGGAACGGGAACCCUUGGUGUCCCAUUUGCUGUUAUGCAGGGGGGAUACAUGUCUCUGGUGGCCAUUGCUCUUAUCUCAAUAAUCACUAACUACACGGGGAAACUUAUCAUAGAGUGUUUAUACGAAAAGCCNCUUUUGCUGCCGUGGACUUCCUGUCGUUCAAUUAAACUUCUGAUUUCAGGCCAAGCAUGUUGGAAAAGAUAUGGUUCCGCGGUGGUAUGCGGCGCUCAGGUAAUGCAACUCGCUUGCGCAUGCGUUCUUUACCUGCUUCUCGUCGCCGACUUUUUCAACGACUUGUUUGAGCACCAUGCCCUCUCGUAUUCUUUAUGGACCGUCAUUGCUGGAUUUCUUCUGCUCCCGUCAGUGUUCUUGAAUCAUCUUAAGCACGUCUCUUGGCUCAGCAUGUUCAGUGUCGUCGCCCUCGUCAUGGUGUUUACCUCAGUCAUCGGGUAUGGCGUGACACAGCGUUACGAAUGGGAUUUCAACCUUGGCGUGACAACUUUGGAGGGAUUUCCCGUAGCAUGGGGAAUUAUCCUGUUCAGCUUCGUGUGCCAUCCUUACCUGCCAGGCAUCGAAGAAACCAUGGAAAAACCGGAAGAGUUUAACAGUAUAAUGAAUUACUCUUUUUUUGCCUCCGCUGUGACCAAACUGAUUUACGGCUUCAUAGCAGUGUUAACCUUCAGAGGACAAACCCAACAAGAAAUCUCUGAGAAUCUCCCACCAGGGGCUCUCCAGAAUACAGCCAACGCCCUCCUGGGGUUAAACGGGAUGUUCUCGUAUGCCUUGCCCUUAUUAACCCUUAUUACCAUUAUACAUAAAGCCCAGCUUUCGUACAUUCCACCAUGCUUUCCCGACGAGAAGCAUCCACUGACCAUCAAGGAGCGCGCCAUGAUUUACUCGCUGCGAGCUGUCUUUGUGGUAUUCACCGUAAUGGUUGCUGUCCUUCUUCCUCAGUUCUCGCUGCUAAUGGCGGUGAUUGGUAGCAUAUCAGGUGUCUUGCUUACCCUAGUUUUCCCGUGUCUUUUCGACGUCAUGCUUCACAUCGAGCACAUAAGUACCAGCCGUUACGUCAUCAACUUACUCAUUGUCUGUGUGGGGGUACUCUCCGGUGGCUUUGGUCUGGUGUUUUCACUUAUUGCGAUAACAAAAUUGUACGUUUAAUACAUUUUGCGAAAAUGAACUAAAUUACACUUCUGGGGACACAGGGAUAUUAAGGUUGCAGUAUAACCUUUGUAGCUAGGAUAUUUUGCAGUGUAGACGUCUUAUAGGGAAGAGAGUCAGUGUUACAAGCUCACAAUUAACGUGGACAAUGACGCCAUGUUUUUUCAAGUCGGCGGCCGAACGUUUUACGAAUGGCUACUGAGCGACCGCUCACUAAAAUACGCCUGCAAUCCAAGUUAUACUGACAGAGAAAUAAUGGUUAAGGUUUCAUUCAGCGGACAGCGCGGGAAAAGCAUGCGCAAGAAAUUAAAUUGUUCGUCAUUGUAUCUUGGUGGAAAUGGAAGGCGUGAAUACGGAACUUGUAUCGGAGUUGCAAAUCGACGAAUGUUUAUUAAAUAUAUCUUAUUAACCAAGCGCGAGGGCCGUACUGGGAGUAUAUCGGCCCGAGGUCUUGACAGUA